GCCAAGCUCCCCUUUUCUUGAGUUUCCGUCCAUUUCAGUUCCUCGUCACUGGCUCCAUCCUCUUAACCAGGACAACAUGGCGACCGCAGCGAGCCGCUACUACACCGAAGACGGCAGGGCCACCAAGCGACAGAAGACCGACGGCAUGGCCACGGGAUAUGAAGAUCCCCAUAAGACCCUUCCCUCUGUGGUGGUGCACGUCCGGGGGCUGGUCGAUGGCGUUACGGAAGCCGACCUCGUGGAGGCGUUGCAGGAAUUUGGAGCUAUCAGCUAUGUAGUGGUGAUGCCCAAGAAGCGUCAGGCCCUGGUGGAGUACGAGGACAUGAAUGGAGCGUCCACAGCCGUAACCUACGCAGCAGACAACCAGGUUUACAUCGCAGGACACCCGGCCUUUAUCAACUACUCCACCAGCCAGAAGAUCUCCAGGCCGGGAGACUCUGACGACUCCCGAAGUGUGAACAAUGUUCUUCUGCUCACCAUCAUGAACCCGAUCUACCCCAUCACCACGGACGUUCUCUACACCAUCUGCAACAACUGUGGGCCCGUCCAGAGAAUUGUCAUCUUCCGAAAGAACGGGGUCCAGGCAAUGGUUGAAUUCGACUCUGUGCAAAGUGCCCAAAGAGCCAAGGCAUCACUCAACGGUGCCGACAUCUACUCCGGCUGCUGCACGCUGAAGAUCGAGUACGCUAAGCCCACUCGCCUGAAUGUGUUCAAGAAUGACCAGGACACCUGGGACUACACAAACCCCAACCUCGGAGGCCCAGAUGGCGAUGCAGAUGGCAAUGGGAGCAGUACAGAGGAUGUUGUUGCCAACCCAAACAAGCGCCAGAGACAACCUGCUCUGCUGGGCGACCACCCCCCUGAUUAUGCAGGUUACCACGGCUAUGAUGAGAGCUACGGCUCCCCUCCCUAUGAGGGUCGACGCAUGGGUCCACCCAUGAGAGGGCGCGGAGGAAGGAGCUAUGGGCCCGGAUACGGACCUCCUCCUCCUCCGCCUGGCGAGUACGGGGCCCAUGCGGAUUCUCCCGUGGUCAUGGUGUACGGACUGGAACCCGUCAAGAUGAACGCAGACCGGGUCUUCAAUAUCUUCUGCCUCUAUGGCAACGUGGAGAGGGUGAAAUUCAUGAAGAGCAAGCCGGGGGCAGCCAUGGUGGAGAUGGGAGACUGCUAUGCUGUAGAUCGAGCCAUCACUCAUCUCAACAACAACUUCCUGUUUGGACAGAAGCUGAAUGUGUGUGUGUCCAAGCAGCAGGCCAUCGUCCCCGGUCAGUGCUACGAGCUGGACGACGGCUCGAGCAGUUUCAAGGACUUCCACGGCUCCAGGAACAACCGCUUCACUUCACCAGAGCAGGCUGCGAAAAACCGCAUCCAGCACCCGAGCAACGUGCUGCACUUCUUCAACGCACAGCCAGACGUCACGCCGGAGGUUUUCUCUCAGAUUUGUGACGAGAUCGGUGUCAAGGUUCCCAUCAAUGUCAAAAUGUUCACAGGAAAAAUGUCCGCCCUCGACCCACCAGGUGGCGCUGCUCCCAGUGACCGCAGCGCUUCAGGUCUACUAGAGUGGGAGUCCAUCAACGACGCCAUGGAGGCUCUGGCCUUGAUGAACCAUUUCCAGAUGAAAAACGCAACUGGUCCGUACCCGUACACCCUCAAACUGUGCUUCUCCACCGUUCAGCACGCCAACUGAACCUUUUAGCCGGAAAGCUGAAGAUGGUCCGCCAUUCCCAUGUUCACUUGUAUUUAGACGUGACUGCUUGCAACAACAGACCUGGGAAUAUAGAUUUUCAAAAACGUUUUCUUUCACAAUGACGUUAAUCCCUGAAGUUCAAAUCCCUUAUAUUUGGUAAUAAGCAGAUGUAACAAGUGCUAUCACUUAAAGUUUUUGAUAUUUAUGCCCCAGAUGUGGUUAAUAGAGUAUCAGUACCUGUGUGUCUAUUAAGUUGUCCUUUUUACUUUUUGUAUUAUGCUUAUACAGUAGCCUGGGAGGAAGUGUGUGUGACGGACAUGGUUUUACGCUCAGGUGGCGCCGUGGCAGAAGGCAACGUGGUUUUUGUAAGAGCUGUCUUUUGAAACUUUUAUUAUGGCUCACGUUUCUUUUUUGUGUUAUUUUAAUUGCUGCCGAUUCAGUUCUGCAAGAGUUUUGUUCUAAGAAAAUAAAAAAAAUUCAAUAUAAAA
Molecule: messenger RNA, 2175 nt
Organism: Platichthys flesus (European flounder)
Lineage: Eukaryota; Metazoa; Chordata; Actinopteri; Pleuronectiformes; Pleuronectidae
Product: heterogeneous nuclear ribonucleoprotein L-like
Exons: 14
Coding region: 77-1687 (536 amino acids)
Biological process (GO): mRNA processing; regulation of RNA splicing
Cellular component (GO): nucleus
Molecular function (GO): mRNA binding
Source: RefSeq, a predicted model, not a curated record